Molecule: messenger RNA, 664 nt
Organism: Aricia agestis (brown argus)
Lineage: Eukaryota; Metazoa; Arthropoda; Insecta; Lepidoptera; Lycaenidae
Product: allergen Tha p 1-like
Exons: 3
Coding region: 101-631 (176 amino acids)
Source: RefSeq, a predicted model, not a curated record
UCCUGAUAACAUCACGCGUAUAAAAGGGCUGCAUCGUUUUAUACGCCGGGUCUUCACUUCGGGUUCCUUGAGGUGUCCAGUGCGAAAAGAACUGAUAAGCAUGUUGUACCAGUUGAUGCUUGUGUGUGUGUGCGUGGUGGCGUGCUCGGCGGAGUUCUACCAGGUGCCGAAGGACGACUACUCCCCGGAGCGGCUGCGGCAUGAUAGAGAGGAGCUGAAGAGGAGGAUAGAAUGCUUCAUGGACCGGGGACCCUGCACCCACAUUACGGCGGCUUAUAGAAAAUGCGCAGAGGAUAUGGUAUUGACCGCAUGCAUAAAAUGUUCGCCAGAGCUCAAGAGCCUGGCCCAGGCGUUCCUGAACGGAGUGAAGGAGAAUUACCCGGCGGCCUACAAGGAGCUGAUCUUAAAGUAUGACCCUACGACGUUGAACUUCAACGCGUUUGAGUCAGCCGUUGGUGUCAUCAAGACCAUUCUGUCGGCCUUGCCAUCUCUACCUUCGGGAGCAUCGGUACCUUCUAUUCCGUCAGUACCUUCUAUUCCGUCAGUACCUUCUAUUCCGUCGGUACCUGGUAUUCCAUCCCUUGCAUCAAAACCCUCGCUACCUCUAUUCCCGUCGUGGCAAAAAUCUUAAAUAGAGAUAAGCGUAGCAUAUUGCAUCAUUUGA